Megachile rotundata (alfalfa leafcutting bee) is the source of this 2865-nucleotide messenger RNA. RefSeq lists its product as uncharacterized. Gene Ontology annotation, biological process: regulation of AMPA receptor activity; postsynaptic neurotransmitter receptor diffusion trapping; positive regulation of synaptic transmission, glutamatergic. The record is from RefSeq and is a predicted model, not a curated record. Lineage: Eukaryota; Metazoa; Arthropoda; Insecta; Hymenoptera; Megachilidae. Gene Ontology annotation, cellular component: postsynaptic density membrane; AMPA glutamate receptor complex. Gene Ontology annotation, molecular function: voltage-gated calcium channel activity; channel regulator activity.
AUGGUCAGACAUGUAGAAUCAGUAGUAGGUGGUCAGACAAGUAGAAUAAGUGUAGGUGGUCAGCCAAGUAGAAUAAGUGGUAUAUCCACGCCACCCUGCACGUACAUCAGGUACAGUAGCCUGGAUGACGUGAGACCGCAAGAGUUAGGAUUCCGUCAACUGGAAUUCACACCCACGGUGAUAUCGAAAAUGCGGAUUUCAGCCCCGUUUCAAAUAGUAGCGCUGAUACUAGUCCUUGCUGCCACGAUCUCAGCUUUAAUUGGACACUGUUGUUCGGAUCAUAGAACCCUGGUCGCUUGUGGAUUAUUCCUUCUCGGUGGACUCUCGUUGGGAGGUGGUCUGAUAGUACUCGCGUCAGCUUUAUCAGAUGCAUCGCUCGAACUACCUAGAAAAUAUAGUCUUCCUUCGACGUCGAGUAUGCAGACCGACGAUAACGGUUUCCCACAAUAUCAGUACGGCUGGUGUCUUCAGUUGUCGGGGCUGGCUUUGAUCUUGGCGGAAGUGGCCGCUGUUUUAACGAUAUUCGGAUACAUGGCGCGUUUUCCGACUGUCGAAGAAAUGGUAAGAGUAAUGGUUCCCGGUGCCGAAAGGAAAUUGCGAGAGCAGCGAGGUCUAAGUUCCGAGUACCUCGUCCGAGCGCACCAGAAGUCACCGGGGCCCUCUCAGACCCGAGGUUUCGGCCAGUCCUCGAAAACGUCUCAAAGAGCUCCCGAGGAAGGAACCUCAUUACUCUGCAAGACAGCGCCGGAUAUCUGCGCGUCGAACCCUCAAGCCAUCAGCUACGUCGAUAAGGCAGAUCUGUCUCACGUGUUACCGGCGUACCCGAGCUCGAAGAACCCAGACCCGCGUUACACUUUUACCGACAAGUCCGAGGCGAGCGUUAUCGACUCACGGUUAAGCGGCUUCGCCGAUAAGGAAGGUUUGAUCGAUUCGGGGAUCCUGUCGGACUCUAGGCAGAACAUGAUCGCGUUCACGGAGAGCAAGGAGCAUACUGCGGGUCUUGAACCGCGGUACUCGGACUUCUCUCCUAGGACGACGGAGCAGAACGUGGUGGACUCCAGGUUGAGCGGUUUUACCGACAAGGAGGGUCUGCUGGACUCCAGACUGAGCGCGUACGGGGAGAAAAAUGAGUCGCUGCUGGACACCCCGUUCGGAUACGACACUCGGUACAACAGUUUAGCGGGUCAGACAGUACCCAUUACUCUGAAGAACCAGAACACCUCGGUCUCAGCGAUACAAUCGCAGUACAUUUACCAGAAUUUCGGGACGAUACACUCCGGUAUCUUGAGGGUGAGCGAGCCUGGCACGAGUUCCAGCUCGAACUCCAGUCAGAGGAGCAUGACGCUACAGAAUCCUAAGCGAAAGUCGCAGAUCGCGCAGAAUACUUUCAGCACGCUGGAAUGCGAGAAGAGGAAGAGGGGACCCGGAUUGGCUGGCAAGACAGCGUUUUGCGCCGGCAGCGCUGUAUGACCACCACCUCCUCCUCCGACGCCAAGGUAACUGGAAGAGGAGGAAACGCCACUCUAAGUGGCGUACUCCUGUCGGAGGAAUUAGCGUGACAGGAAUCUGCAUUAUCGACGAUUACAGGUCUCUGUUUUAUCCACCGCGGGUGGGUGUCGAACUUUCUUUACCGACCGCGUUGUACCCACGGUCGGUAAUAUGAAUUCCUGUAAUUUUUCGCCAAAGGACAUCAAAGUUUUCAGAGUAAACAGUGUCGAAAGGGUGACAGUUUGUACAUAAAUUAAUUAAAAGUGUAUGGAAACCAGACGAGCUUGGAACGAAUUUUUCUUACGUUUCGUAGCUCCGGACACGACGUGUCGCAUAGUUCUAAAGAGGCGAUAUGUUAAUCGAUAAAGUAAGAGCGAAAGGAUAGCGUACGUAAACUUUAGGCGUAGGUUUAAGUGACAUAAUCAGCUUAUCUUAAGGAGGGUAAAAUGUAAGUUUCCUUUGUUGAUGUUACCGUGAAUAGAUCUAUCGAUUCGAUUUUUUGUUCGAUAUCGGCACAGCGUGACAGGAUUCCAGGAUAACUGUUCGUUGAUUCACUGACCUGUUUCAUUCGCGGAAAGUGAAUCCGGAUUCCGUUUUUGUGCGAAUGUUUCCUGUUUUCUAGACAGAAAAAUUGUAAAGUGGAUCAAUAGACGUCGAAACUCGCAGCUCACCGUUAAAUUUAACCUCGGCUAAUCGCGUUUUCAAGCUGCAUAAUCAAUCAAACGCAGCCAUAAGUCAAUGAGGAAUAUUAAUGUAGUCGAUAUGUUGUAAUGUACACUCGAUGCUCGGUAUAGUCACGAAUACUCGAUCGGGCGUAAACUGGUCUGACCAUUUUCGAGGAAAGAAGGGAUGUCGUGAACGAGAUAUUCGACCAGCAGUCGUUUGACGAAUCGAAUCGAAGAUUUUUCCUUUCAGAAUGAAUCGCUGCUUUCGAAACACGAUACAUAAAAACGAAAUAGACCGUCGUUAUAUUGCCACCGUUUUUCUAGAAACGCAAAAUAGACAAUAUAUUGAACUGCUUCGAAAUUGUGCCCGUAACAGGGUGGCGAUAUAACGAGAGUCCACAAAUUAUUUAACUAUUCGGUUUGUUAUUCUUUUGCGUAGUUUAUUCUGAUUUCGCUUGGCGGGAAAGUUUUUUAUUGGAUUCGUCAAUGAUGGACAUAUCAAGAACGAGAGCGUUUUUAAUUGAAUCAUUGCUACUCUUCCCCUCGUUCGUAUUUCCUAUUUCCAGCAGGGUGAUCCGCAGAGAUUGAGAAUAUUUUACGAUCUCAAAAAUCCUGCAACUUUCACUCACGAAUAUGUCGUUGUGUAUGUAACUUUGUAACUUGCGUAUAAAUAUUAGCCUAUCCGGAUUGUAGGUAAAUGUAAUAAAAUGUU